This is a messenger RNA of Panicum virgatum (switchgrass), 3025 nucleotides long. Its product is annotated as protein ANTAGONIST OF LIKE HETEROCHROMATIN PROTEIN 1-like. Lineage: Eukaryota; Viridiplantae; Streptophyta; Magnoliopsida; Poales; Poaceae. Bases 437 to 1777 code for a protein of 446 amino acids. The record is from RefSeq and is a predicted model, not a curated record. The transcript has a single exon.
UGCCAUCCGCCAGCCGUCGUGUCUCGGCGCCGCCGCGGCGGGCGGGCGGGCGGGCGUUUACUCCCACACCCCGACUCUCUCGACCGCCGCCGUUGUCGCCGUCGCACGCUCCAAAACCAGAAACCAUCCUCUUCCUCCUGCUCCCUUCCACACUAGUCUCGUUCCGACCGACAGCGAUGUCCCCGUGCUCCUGCUGCUCCUCUUCCCCCUCCUGCUCCUGCUCCUGCUCCUGCUCCUGCUGGGGCGCGCUCACACCCACCUAACCCAACCCGCUCCGGCGCUCCGACCCCAGGCAGGGUCCGGUCCUCUUCUCUCCAACUCCCCGCCUGCUACUGACCACACCAUACCUGACUACCUGUUACCUGCCGAGCCCGACGACCGCUUCCGCUUCCGCUUCCUAACCCGAUCCACCAAUCCAAUCCAGCGGCGGGAGGCGAUGCCCAAGACGGCGAAUCGUCGCCGGAAGCGCGGGGCCGACGAGGAGGACGCCGCCGAUGGCAGCGCCAGCAAGAGGCCCGCCACCAGCGUCCUCACCUCGCUGGACGUCAACGACGCCCCGCGCCCCGAGCUCCCCCUCUUCCAGUUCCAGCUCAACGGGCGCCACUCCGACCGGCACGGGCAGGGGGACGAGGAGGAGGAGGAAGAGGAGGUCACCGGAGGAGGAGGAGGGUCGUCCGCGCCUGCCGCGGCGGCCAGCGGCCAGAGCCCGCACCAGCAGCGCCGGCUGUGGGUCAAGGACCGGUCGCGCGCCUGGUGGGAGCAGUGCAGCAGCGCCGACUACCCGGAGGCCGACUUCCGCGCCGCCUUCCGCAUGGGCCGCGCCACCUUCGCCAUGCUCUGCGACGCGCUGGGCGCCGCCGUCGCCAAGGAGGACACCGCGCUCCGCGCCGCCAUCCCCGUCCGCCAGCGGGUCGCCGUCUGCGUCUGGCGCCUCGCCACGGGGGAGCCGCUCCGCCUCGUCUCCAAGCGCUUCGGCCUCGGCAUCUCCACCUGCCACAAGCUCGUCCUCGAGGUCUGCGCCGCCAUCCGCAACCUCCUCAUGCCGCGCUUCCUCCGCUGGCCCGACGCCGCCGCCGCCGACGGCUUCAAGGCCCGCUUCCAGGCCGACUCGGGGAUCCCCGGCGUCGUCGGCGCCAUCUACACCACCCACAUCCCCAUCAUCGCGCCCAAGGUCUCGGUCGCCGCCUACUUCAACCGCCGCCACACGGAGCGCAACCACAAGACCUCCUACUCCAUCACCCUGCAGGGGGUCGUCGGCCCCGACGGCGCCUUCACCGACGUCUGCAUCGGCUGGCCGGGCUCCAUGCCCGACGACCAGGUCCUGGACCGGUCCGCGCUGCAGCAGCGCGCCGCCGCCGGCGUGAUGGCGGGGUCCUGGGUCGUCGGCGGCGCCAGCUACCCGCUCACGGACUGGGUGCUCGCCCCCUACGCGCAGCCGAACCUGACGUGGGCGCAGCACGCCUUCAACGAGAAGGUCGCGGAGCUCCGGCGCGUGGCCGUCGACGCCUUCGCGCGGCUCAAGGGGCGGUGGGCGUGCCUGCAGAAGCGCACCGAGGUGAAGCUGCAGGACCUCCCCGUGGUGCUGGGCGCCUGCUGCGUGCUGCACAACAUCUGCGAGUCCCGCGGGGAGGACAUGGACCCGGCCCUCCGCUGCGAGCUCGCCGACGACGAGACGGUGCCGGAGAACCCCGUGCGCUCGGACAGCGCCAGCAAGGCCAGGGACGACAUCGCGCACAACCUCCUGCACAGUGGCCUCGCCGGCACCAAAUUCUUCUGAAUCCGGCCGGAUUCAUCGAUUGAUCGAUGCGGCGUCACUGCAAGCAUUCGUCCCUGCAUCGUCGGUCGCCGACGGUUCGAUCGAUCCUCACUUGGGCUCCUUAUCUAUUGUUGUUCAUGGACAUUUUCAUUGGAAUCAUCGAUGGAAUUGAUUCUUUUUAAUUUAGGGAGAUCAUCCUCAUAGAGCACACACAGAGAUUAAACCAUGGUUGGUUUUUUGACAGGAUUAGUUUAGUACGUAGUACAUAUCUAUCCAAGAACAAGAAGAAGAAACACAUGUGUUUUUCUUUUGCUUAUGAUAUCGCAAUAUGUGGAAAGACCGAGCUCCUCAGCUCAAAGGGAAAAAGGAAAUUGAAAAUGUCACUGCGUCACGUCAUGUGAAAGAUUCAGCUUUUGAAGAAAAAAAAAAUCUGUGUCAGUAUUAGUAAUAGGAUACACAUGAUGGGCUUUGGCUGAAGAAUGGGCGUGCUUUGUUCGGUUGUUUGACUUGAAAUCUCACGCGUCUUCGAGCGCAGGAGAGGCCAGGCUUGAAUUUCUUAGCUGCGUGCGGAUGUAAAAGGGUUUCAUGGCAUGACUUGGGGUCCAGGGAGUUGGAGCAUUGCAUCCCAUUUUCCGCGCACGACUGGGUGUGAAUUGUUUGACAUUCCCUAAAUCUGAUCUGUACUAUACUGAUUUUUUUUUCUCGAGCCGAUGGUGUUGAAAAAUCCUUGGCUGCUUUCGGUUUGUUUAUCCAGGGAGGCUAGCUAGUGUUCAGGUUUUGUGUCGUUCAAGUUGAGCCCAUGAGAAAUUUGAUAGAUAAUUUCAGCGCAAAUUCUGCAAGGAUGUUGUCCACGAAAGCAUUUGUUUUAAAAAAAAGAGGCAUGAUAUAAUCGUGGAACUAAGAAGCGCCUUCAGCGCAAGGUAACAUCAAGCCCUUCCUUUUCUUUUCUUUUAGGGUCGGUGACUCGGUGUCAUUUUCUGGCUGGGGAAAAGAUGCAUGGAAAUCACGGGACAAGAAAAGAAGCGAUCCUCAAAUCUUGGCAGCCACCGACUUUAAUCUAAUGAUGUGCGUCAUCCCAAGUUGAAGGCCAAAAUUUAGCAUCUAGUAUUACCAUUUAUUGUUGUGGCUGGUGCCUGGUGCCUGGUGCCAAAAUUUAGAAUCUGACGGCUCUGUUCGGUUGAAUAUGUUUAGUGGCUGGUGCUAAUUUGUUGUGAGAGAAAAUUAUUGAUGGUUGGUUGAUAAAUAAUGCUGAUUUGAUGAGAGAGAAAA